Molecule: messenger RNA, 4251 nt
Organism: Plasmodium relictum
Lineage: Eukaryota; Apicomplexa; Aconoidasida; Haemosporida; Plasmodiidae
Product: conserved Plasmodium protein, unknown function
Exons: 3
Coding region: 1-4251 (1416 amino acids)
Biological process (GO): protein import into nucleus
Cellular component (GO): nuclear envelope; cytosol
Molecular function (GO): small GTPase binding
Source: RefSeq, a predicted model, not a curated record
AUGGAAAUAGAAGAAAAACAUAAAAAAAUUAUCGAUGCAUUGUAUGAUACAUGGUCUAACGAUCAAGAACAUAGAAAAGAAUCAGAAAGGAUUUUAAAUGAAUUAGAAAAAGAUGAGAAUUUUAUAAUGAAUUUACUAACUAUUUGUUCAUACAAAAAUAUUCAUUAUAACAUACGUAAAUUAGCAAUUAUUUUUUCAAAAAAUUUAAUAGUUAGAUAUUGGAACUGUAGAGAAGAAUUUCAUUUUAAUAAUGAUAUAAAAAAAUUAGUAAAAGAAAAAAUUAUUGAAUUAUUAAACAAUGUAGAUAAUUUGAAUAAUUAUAGAGAAUUCUCUAUCUUAUUAAAAAAAAUAGGAAGAUAUGAACUUGUACAUCAUUAUCCACAGUUGUUAGAAUGUUUAUUAUAUAAUAUAAAUAUACAUAAAAAUAAUUUGAACAACUUAUAUAUAUAUCUAUAUUUGCUUUAUAAAAUAAUAAGAGAGCAAUGUAGUAAAAAGUUAUUAAAAGAUAAAAAAGAAACAUUCGAUAUAUCAGAGAAAUUUAUAAAUUCAUUAGAGCCAUUUUGGAAUAAUUGUAUUAAUUUAUAUUUUCAAAAUGUUAUAGAAUUUUGUAUCUGUAGUGAUGAAUCUAAUUGUAAGAAUUGCAAUAAAUUAUAUAUUUUAAUUAAUGAUUAUGAAAAGAAGAUGCUCAUCAUUGAUGAUAGUAUUGAUGAUAAAAAUUAUACGAAUAACAAUGAAUGUUAUGAAAUAAAUGAAAAAAAAGUAAAAAUAUUAAAAUUUCUGGAUAGCAUUAUGUUAAAUUUAAUUAUUAAUAGAAAUGAUAUACAUAAAGGAAUAAAUAAUAAUAAUAAUAAUUCAAAUGAAAAUAAUAUUGAUAUAGAUAUAAAUUUAAGAAACAAUUUUUUUAAUUCUUUAAUUAAUAAAACAAUUUAUUAUUUAAAAUUUAUAAAUAAAAGUUCUCCUUUAUAUUAUUUAAAGUAUCUAAAAUUUUUAUUAACAUGCUUUUUGCUAAUGAUUGAGUUUCAUAACUCUUUUCAUACAUACUUAAAAAAAGACGUAACUGAAAAAUUUAUAUGUUUAUUUUUAAAAAAGAACUUAAGCAUAAAUAAUUACAUUAAUGAUUAUGAAAAUAAAUUUGUUGAAAUAGUUAACUUAUGUAUAUCUAUUUUAAAAUCAAUUUUUUAUCAUUUUUGUUUAAAUCAAUAUAAUUUAAUUAAACAAAAAAAAGUGAGAGAAAAUUAUAUUAAUGUUAAAAAUAUGAUGUGUAGUAAAAAUGUAAAUUUAGAUUGCUAUAAUAAAAAUACUUUAGAAUCAAAAAUAAUAAAUAAUUUGAUGACAAAUGUGACGAAUAAGGAAAAUGAAAAUAAAAUUCUUUUUAAUAAAAAUUUAUCUUUAAAAGAAAUCUUAACUUAUAUACGAGGAGAAGUAAAGCAAGCCUUAUCUAGUGACGAUUUCAUUUUGAUGCAUAAUCAAAAAGCAUUAGAAAUUUUUGAUUUUUUAAGAGUAUACUGUAUUAAUAUUUCUUCAGAACAAAUAAUCGAUGUUACUCUAAAUAUAAAAGAUGAUUUUGAAACAGAAGAAAAUAUUUUUUAUAAUAGUGCAAAAGAUUGCAUAGUUCAGUUAUCAUCAGAGCCAUUCUUAUUUUCUAUAUUUAAUCAUAUAUUUGAACCUUUAAUUAAUUCAUUUCAUAAUUAUGCACAUUUUUUGAAAACCUUACCCAAUAAUUUAAAAAGUAUACAAGUAGCUGAAUAUUCAGAAGCUAUUAUUCAGCUUGACGGUUAUUUAAAUAUUUAUUAUAUUUUAUAUCCGUCUUUUCAUAAAAAAAUUAAAAUUGAACAUAUAUUAUGUAUGAUACAAUUUUUUUUAGACUAUUUAAAUAUUAAAUAUACUCAUCCUCUAAUCAGUUAUAGAAUAGCAUUAAUAAUAAAAAUUUGGUUAAAGAGCUAUAAAGUGUCUUUUCCUUUUAUUGAUGAAGUCACUUUACUUAUAUAUGAAAAUAUUCGAUUCUUAUAUAUACAAUUACUACAAAAAAAUGCCAUUUCUUUAAUUUCAGAUGAGUCUUCUUAUUCAAAUGAUUUAAAUUUUCAACAUUUUGCUUUAAAAUCAUCCAAUUUUCUACCAAUACUCUUCUUUAAAUUCAUUUGCUUGUUUAAAUACAUAUUUAAAUAUGAAUACGUGUAUAAAAAUUAUGAUUAUAUAAAUGAAUUUCUAGUUGGUUCUUUAAUUAAUAUACUAACCAAAAUAACAUAUCCUAAGAAUAUUCAGAAAAUUUUAAAAAUAUUAAGUCAUAUAGUUUUUAUGAGUAAUAAAGAAAAAGAUAUAACUAUAUUCAAGGAUAAUUAUAAUUUUUUAUUAGAUCUUUAUAUGAGUAGUAAUAUAUCUAUUAAAGAAUAUAUCUUAAAUAUAUUAGUGCAAAUAUUAAAUAAAAAUUACGAAUAUACAGGAAGUUUAAUUGAAUUUGUGAACAAAGAACAAUAUAACAAUGAUAAUAAUAUUCAGAAUAAUGAGAAAUCAUGUGAUGAUAUAAUUUUAUUUUAUUUCAGUUUUGAUUUAUUAUCAUAUACUAUGUCAGCAAAAAUAGAAAAACAGUUAUAUCAAGAAAAUGAAAAUGGCAAUAAUUAUUCUUGUUUAAUAAAUUUUUUAUAUAUUAAAGAAAUAAAUUUGGAUAUUGACAAAACGAUAGAUGAUAAUUUUUAUUCCUUAUGGAUAUGUAUUUUAAAGUUAAUAUCAAAAAAAUUUAAUCAAAAAAAUGAUGAAAUUAUUAGAAAAAUAUGUUCUUUAUAUGUUAUCACUACAAAUUUUUUAAGUGAUUAUUUUAAAAAAGUAAAAGCAGGAAUGUCUACAUAUGAAAUAAGUAAUUCUUGUUUUGAUAUAUUAUUGGAAUAUAUAUGUUUGUUUAUUAUACAUGAAAAGCAUGAUACAUAUUUAACUUUUGAAGCAUUAUCAACAAAAAUGCUGACAAAUGAUAUUUUAAAACAUAAUAUUUUAAGUAUUAUAGAGAGUAAUUUUAUAAUAAGUGAUGAAGUAAAAAUUGAAAAAUGUAUUUAUCUUCUACAUAUAUGUUUGGGUAUUUACAAAAAUGACAUAAAAAGUGAAAUGCCUAAUCUAUAUAGUUAUAUGGCAAAUUUCGUGACAAUUUACUUCAUAAAGAUUUUGUUGAAAUAUUUUAAUAAAUAUUUUAAUUUUUAUAAAUAUAUUCAAGAUAGUCAAAAUAAUAACGGUAACGAUUCAUAUAAUAGUACACCAUUAUUAAAUGAUAAUAUAUUACAGGAUGAAAGAAGCAAAAUAGGAAAUAUUUACUAUGAUUCAAAUAAUGUACAUAAUAAUAAUGAAGAAAUAAAUAAUAAAUUUAUAAGUUAUAAUAAAAGCCACAUCAAAUAUAUAUAUGAUAAUGUCAUAAAUUACCAUCAUGAUGAACAUUUCUUAAAAGAAUUCAACAAUUUUCAAAAAGAUGUUAAAAUCUUAUUAAAUAUAAAUUAUUUAAAUAACUAUGAUAUAGAAAAAACAUUUGAAAGCUUUAAUUUUUAUACAAUAAAUGAAGAUAAUUAUAGUUAUAUUAAUAAACAUAGUAUAUUUACAUUAAUUUCUAUUUUAUCCUUGUAUGAAGCUAAUUUCUUAAAUUUUAUUUUAAUAUGUUUUAUUUCUUAUUUUAAAAUUAAUGUUUCUCUAUUUAUAUCUUCUUUUUUUUAUCAAUCACAGUAUAUCCAUAAUAAAAAUAUUAUGAUUUCCUUAUUAAUAUUUAUAUAUAUAUUAACACAAAAUUAUGUAUUCGUGGAUUUUUCAUCUAUUAUUGUUCAGAAAAAUUUCCCAGAUAUUAUUUGCAGCGAAUCCUUUAAAAAUCUAAUUUAUGAUAAAAAUAGAAAGGAUAAUUUAUUUACUUGUAAUAAAGAUGGAAAGACUUUAAUAAUAAUAGAAUUAUUGAAACUAAUAAAUAAUAUAUUAAAUACAAAUAAGGAUAUUUACAUUGAAAAAAAAAAUAUUCUUCAUUUAAGUACUGUUUCAUCUAAUUUAAGUGGGAGUAAAAUAUUUCAUUCCUAUAAUUAUAAUUAUAUUUUACGUAAUAUUUUAAAUUACAAUGAUUUUCCAAAUAUAUAUAACAAGGCCUUAGAUAAUAUACUGACAUACUUAGUAAAUGUAAAUGAAUUAGAAGAAAAUAGUAAAAAAAAAUUAAUUAUUAAUUAUUUAAAAGAAAAUAUUGAAGAUAUGAAUAGUGCUAUAAUUGAUAUGUAUAAAAAAUAUAUGAAUUUUUUAUAG